This is a messenger RNA of Tympanuchus pallidicinctus (lesser prairie-chicken), 9933 nucleotides long. RefSeq names its product apoptosis and caspase activation inhibitor (gene AVEN). The record is from RefSeq and is a predicted model, not a curated record. NCBI's taxonomy places the organism in Eukaryota, Metazoa, Chordata, Aves, Galliformes, Phasianidae. Gene Ontology annotation, biological process: negative regulation of G2/M transition of mitotic cell cycle. The transcript is spliced from 8 exons. The coding region runs from base 61 to 1119 and encodes 352 amino acids.
ACCGGCGCGGCACGGACCGUCCCGGCCGCAGGCGGCGCGGGUGAAGGGCGCGGCCCAACCAUGCAGCCGGAACGGGGCGGCAGCCGGCCCCGGAGGGAAGGUGGCCGGCACGGCCGGAGACGGCCCGGCGGCGCAGACAAGGCGGCCGAGUCGGCGACCGAAAGCGGCAGCGCGGACGGCCACGGCCGAGGAGGAACCGGGGGCCGCGGGAGAGGCGGCGCUCACGGACACCGAGGAGGCGGAGGCCGCGGGAAGCGAGAGGCUCGGGGCCGCGGGGCAGCGCCGCCACAGGCCGCGCGCGAGCACCGACUGGUAGAGGAUGAUGAUGAUACUGAAUCACGAGAGGAGGAAGAGGAAGUGAAAAACUACUCAAGGAGGAAGAUUGUUUCAAACUGGAACCGCUAUGAGGAUGCAGAAAAAGGGGGACAGGGAGAAUGUGGAGAAUCACAGAGAGGAACAGACUUCAGUGUUUUACUUAGUUCAGCAGGAGAUUCCUUUACACAAUUUCGAUUUGCUGAAGAGAAAGACUGGGAUACAGAAAACGUAUACUGUAAGCAGUUAUCUGCACUUUCUGUUGACUGCCAGUCCUUAGCCCAGGCCCUGCAGGAGUUGCCUCUACAUCUGAGGUUGAAUGUAGCUGCUGAACUUGUACAGGCAUCUACACCCAUAGAGCUACCACAGAUGAAAUCUAAAGUUGUUGAAGACAGCAAAAGGAGGGAGCUGUUUCGGCAGUCUUUGUCUCAGAGGGAAACGGUGUUGGUCUCCCGAUCUGUUGGUGAUUCUGCUGCUUCAUCGGAGCCUGGAACUAAAAGUGAUCCUGGGACAAGUGCAGCAGAACCAUUUCACAGAGCCCGUCUGCUAGAAAAGCAAGAGACUGACCAUUUGGAUGAAGAACUGGAUCGUCUCCUAAAUCUGGAUGCUCCCAUUGAUUCUGUGUCAGGUGCAUUAUCCUACAACAUAUCAACAGAGAAAGAUCUGAAAAUGGAAAGUAAGGAAAAUGACCCUCCAAGAGCAGAUGUGCCAGAACAGAGAAGUACAGCACCACAGCAAGAGCAGAAAACAUCCAAAAUUGUUACUGAGGAAGAGCUUGAAGACUGGCUAGACAGCAUGAUUUCCUGAAACCAAUUUUCCGUAUGUGAAUAAGUGAAUAUAGCUAAAAUCAAGUAGAAAGUGGAACCCUCCUUUAGCUGUUCUUUAUUUCAUUUAUUUGUUUCACUUGCCUGCAAAUAAAACCAGGCACCUGAAAUUCUGUGCCACCAAAAUUUGAUUAGGUAUGAUUGAUUAAGUAAUGUUUAAGACUGUGUAACAGUCUUAAAGAGGCCUAACAUUUAUGAUUAAGUUGGGAUUUGUUUUUUUUUUUGCUUAAAAUGUAGGCUGCAGCAAACUGCCAGAGUUGUUGUUCCAGCUUGUACUUGAUACAUGCAGUCCUUAAAAUAAAGCAAUGAAUGCACAACAAAUACAUGUUUUUAAUCAGCUUCAGCACGCCACAUUUCUGUAUUGCAAAAAAAAUCAGAAAGAAAUCAAAAAGGCAGUAUUUGGUUUAUAAUAUUUUAUUGCAGUGGGCACUUUCUACGAGAAGAAAAAUAAAUGCAUAAACCUUGCAGCUUCUAUUUGCAGGUGACAGUAGAGCAUUGUUUUAUUUUGGCCUGUGAUUUAAACUGUAUUCAUUUUGAUACAGGGUGUGUCUUGUAACAGCAGCAUCUAAUAAGCUGUUAUUGAAGGUUGUAUACAAACUUUGAGUGCAAUUUCAUACAGAAGGACAGAGAAGCAAUACAGUCAAUGGAUCUGUUCACCUAGAACACUAACAAAAAGUUUGCAUAGCUAUGUCUACGGAGGUUUUAAGGCACUUCAUGAUUCAAGGUCAACAAAGUGUUUGAAAAUGUUUCCUUUUAUCUGCUUAAAGCUUUUCAAGCUGUGUCUUAAUAUACUGACUAGCAAAUAUUGUGGGGCAAAAAUGGGACAGCACUUGAAGUACUUUUUCUGAGGCAUGGCCUCUGAUGUUCAAGUUCUUAAACAUCAAAUGUUGUACAGGUAAGACAUCUUUUAGCCCUUUCACUCUUACCGAACACUAGGUUAAGUGGUGUAGUUAAAAAGUUAUAAUAUCAGAGCAUGUUUAAAUUGGAAGGUUCGAUUUGAUAUUGGCAUAGAUUUUUCUUUUCAAAUUACAAUUCCAGCAGAAGACCAGUUUUGUACGGGGAACGUAUAAAAAGCCUAUGAAAUUGUUUCAAAUUUUAUGUAUGUCUUUAAGUUUAAAGACAUUUAAAGCAAAUACAGGCUGAGAAUUUACAUCAUGAAAAGGAAAGAAGUUUAUAUACUGGAUCUUUUGUUAUAUUAGCCAAGUUGAUCCUCAUACUGUUUCCGGAAGCAGUCUCCUGCUGGAAAGAAAUCCCAGCAUCUUUCUUGGUACAUCUUCCACACGAAUGACUCCUGAAAAUGAUAAAGAACACUUAUUUUAAGAUUUAUAUUUGGCAUUUAUUUUUAACAUUUAUUUUAACUCCUUACAGCCAGUGCUCUAAAUUGUAACAGUAAGCAGUUACUGUGCUUAAUUUAAAAAAGUCAAAAAAGUGCAGGUAAGUGAAAACUAAUCAGUCCAAUUCUAUCAGAGUAAACCUCUAUAAUCUGCAUUGCAAAAUGUGUUUUAGUUUCCUUGGAAAACCACUGAAUUAUAAGGUACUUUCACAGUAUUGGUGCAACAUCUUAUUUUAAAUAAGGAAAAUAAAGAAGAUUUAAUUAUAUCUUAUUUCCAUUUAGGAUCUAAUAACACUGAACUUAUGAACAUAUGUUCAUAUACUGUCCGUAUAUACAUAUAAAUAUAUAUAUAAAUAUAUAUAUGGGUAUAGACUAUAAAUACAGUAAUGUAACUACUGAAGGCUGUCUUCUCCAGGCACACUACAGUAGUGCUGGAUAGUGCACCUGUCCUUUUUUCUCGCUCAAAAAUCUCAGGAGUGGAUAUUUGUCUCCACUGGUGGUACAUCAGUUCCACCUGGUGGUACGUCAAGCUACAAGGCUGGAGAAGGAAGAUGCAGCUUUUCAAGACAAAUAUUUAGCUUUUUUUUUUUUUUUUCCGACUCACCUGGCCAGUAUGCUCAGUCUCAUCCUUGUUUAUGAGGUACAUUAAGAAGAACCUGAAACAAGUGCAUGGAACAGGUAUUAACGCAGGAUGUAUAAUCUCUCCCCUAACCUUUCCUAGAGUGGGAUUUGAUGUUUAUGGUGGCAACCAGCAAAGAAAUGACGUUCCUAGGCUUCUAGGAUGUUUUAAAGAAGAAAAUGCAAUCCUUGGAGACUUCUGUGAAAUUGCUAACAGCUGUAGGAUCUGUAGAAGUGGAAAAAUAUAUUUCAGCAGUUUUUUCAUUUCAGUGCUGAUCAGUAGUAACACCUGACUUGGGCCUACAUAUAUAGCUCUUUUAUGCUCAAAUUCUGUCAUGUUGGAAGAAGUUCUUACAGAAUUUAUGCAAGAAGUAUGAUAGGUUAUGAACUUGUAGAUGGUAGAUGGCUUGGAAAUCUUGGUGCAACCAAGUAGAACCUAUCUUAUCUUAGGUACCACUUGUGUCAAAUGUACAAAAUUGAAGUAAUUGGAAAGGCUGUAGAGUACUAACACUUGGUCUGUUUUAUGUGACAGUGCUCUUGGAUAGCUGGUUUUUGAUGUAAUGCAUUGGGAGUUAAACUUAAUAUGUUUUCAUUUUAAAAAGGAAAAUAUACUAACUUCUAAAACCUUUUUUUUUCUAAUUAAAAAGCAACCUGCAUAGAAAGAUUAUUCUCCAUAUGUUCUAAUAUUAAGAAAAUGACAAUUUUUAAUUUACAGUGAAUGACAGGAUCCCACAUGCCAAUUAAGUGAUGCAAUGUAGUAAGAGAAGCUUGGAGGCUGUAGAUUGGUAAAAACUAUGGAUAGAGAAGAAAACCUGACUCACGUAAGUAAUGUGUAUUGAUUCUACAGAGUCAGUUACUGCGCAAGGAAUAAUGCAACAUAUAUACUAAGAGGCACUGUUGUUUUGUUUUUUUUUAAGCUCAGAUACAGUGUUGUAUUCCAAAGCCAGCCUUUAAAAGAAGGACCAACCAGUUCGGCCUCCUUGGUCCAAGAUGGUCAUGUAGUUAUCAUUUUUGUCAGGGUGACUAAUGCCACCAAAUUCCCUUUUCAGUAACCCUCUUUGAUCUGCUCUACACUCACUAAUGAAAGUAUGAAACCACUGUCUUAGAAGUCUUGGCUAUAGACUGAAUGUGUACUAGUGCCAGUUGUUUAGUGGUUUCAGAAAACUGCUGGUAAGAAACUACAGGAUCAGAUUUGUACAUUAUUUUUUGUAGCUUAUUUUCCAGAAAUGCAUUUUUUCAUGAUUAUUUUGAAUAUAACUCAUAGAAAUCAAACCAAACCAAAGACCUUCCUUCUGCUACCAUAAGCUCUUGUAGAUGCACUCAGAGGCACUGGAGGCAAUGACAAGUAACAUUUUUAGAUCAGCAGUAACUUUCAGUGGUUUUAGUCUAGAAGACAGUUGUGACUUUCUUGGGAUUUGGUCAUACUGAUAAAACAAAGAACUUACUAGCUAGUAAACUGUUGUUCCUAAUCCUUUCCUAUAUGUGGCUUUCAUUACAGAGGAUUAAAGGAGAUAAAAGAGGCUGAUGUGCCUUCAGGCAUUGUUCCACUAAGCUAGCUCAUGUAGAGCAAGCACUUUAAAGAUAACCAACAGCUUAAAGUGUAUUAGGGAAAACCAGAAAGGAAUGGAAAUAUUCCUCUAUCUUAGGACACACAACUCCUAAAUUACUUUUGAGCUGAAAAAUCUCAUUAUAAUAAUUCUAAUAGUAAAAUAUACUUACAGGUAGUUUGCCAAGUUGUGUUCCUGCAGAGUAUGUGUUUCAAAGCCAUGUGGGGUUGUGUCAAAAUAGUCGUUGCCAAUUCCACAAAUAAAGCAUUUGGUCUGGAAACACAAUUUGUGUUUACAAAUCAAUUACAACUCAAAGAUUCAAUUAUAACUGUAAAAAUCUAGAUUAAUAAGACAAAUGAAAAAAUGUAAUGUUCCUCUCAUACCUCCAUAUCUUCUCUCACUUGUUCUUGCUGGUCUCUUAAUUCACCAAAAGCAUCAAUUAUAAGACCUAUUUCAAAUGGAUAGGUUGCAACAGUUAAGUACUUAGCAAUACUUCUCUUUCAAGUAGUGCAAAAAAAGUAGCUUUGGUAGACAUCCUCCUUUCUAUUUGAAGUUUGGCAUGCUUCUGUACAGGUUGAAUAAUUUGAUUUCAAAUGUAUCAAUUUGCAGACAUCUUGUAUUCAUUUAUACUGGACCCAGCAGUGAGAAUUUCUCAAUUUCUCUUACUUCCUCUUAAGGAAAAGCUUCCUUUUGUUGAGUAAAGAAGAAUUGGGUUCCACAAGACAGUCACCACCCUCCAAACAGUUUGUGAUGCUGCUUCACGUUUCAAGCAUUAUUCUUUCAUUUCCAGUGCAUUAAGAAUAAAGUUAGGUCAUUUGAGGUACUGCAACAUUUGUAAUAUCUAAAAAAAUACAGACCAUUUAUAUUUUUUCUUUGCCACUAGACUGCCUGAAAAAUGUUUGUUUUACAUUUUUUCCUUCCAACCGUAGGACAGUUUAUAGAAUGAGCGUUCAACACUGGCAGUCAAUCAGUAUAUGUCUCCUUCUCUGUAAGCCACAAUUGCAAACAAAUUAGAACUGAAAAUCAUCCUCUAAAGAAAUGAGAAAAUGGGUGCGUGGUCAUUGUGCCUUGUCAGAGAAAAAACCCAAGGUGAAUGACUAGCUCCAAACUAAUGCAGUGAAAAGAGUCUACAGUAAUGCUCUCCAAAUUUAAAUGGUAUUCUUAGCAGGAAGAGCAAUCCUCCACAAACGGUGUCAUUGCUUGUCAUAAAUGCUAUAAUCAAGGUAAGUUAUGUUUCUAGUACUUUGUGUAAUAUUUGGUAGAAUGCAUUAUUUGUAAAUUAAGUUUAUAAUUAUAACUUUCAGAAUUAGUGACUUUAUAAGCUCAGAAAUAAGCCUUUGAAGCAAUUCUGCAUAAUUACGUCAAACAUAAAUGUUAUUUAAAUGCACUCAGAAUUUACGUACACUAAAUUCUAACUAUUUCUGUUAUCAUAAGUGAAAGUACCUUGAAUAAUGGCCAGUAGGAUAACAAUGACAAAGAAGAAAAAUGUGAUGUCGAAGACAAUUCGAUAAAUUUCAUAAGGGUCUCCAGCAGGAUCCUCAAUUUCAUCCCCAAUGCCACCACCAGAUCUUACACCCACAUACAUGUGGAAUAGGUAACACUAAAAAAAAAAAGUGAGAAAUUUUAUUUAUCAUGAAUUAUUUUGCCCUACUAAAAGUUACAGAAACAGAAGAUGUAAUAUCGUUCCUCAUGUAUCGCCUGCUGAACCAAAAAUCUCUUAACAUCUUAACUAGUGUGGCUACAUCCUCAAGUAAACUUACAAAGAGGUAGGAGUCAGCAUCAAGUAUAUUACCCUCUUGUCAUUCCCUAUGUCUUAUAGAUUAAGAUCUCUUUCUUUUCUUUGGUACUGUUCAACAAUAUUAUACCCAUUACUAUUAAUUCCUAAGGCUCAGAUUUGCUCUGAGAGGGUGGAGGACUUCUCUUAAAGUCUUGUAAUGGAAUUCAGGAAAAACUGUUAUAAAAUGUUGUUAUAUUAUUCACAGCAGGUAGAUCUGUCUGUGCUUAAGUGGUUUUUGGAUAAUUUCAUUUGGCACUACUGGAUGUCAGUUUCAGUAUAUUGUACAUUAUUUAUGAUCUCAGAAACAGGCUCUGUUAUGUUUGAAGUGAAAGAAAUCACUUUAUAGAAAUGUUGCUGUGUGCUUUAUUUUCUAAACAUAGAAGACUUCAUGGGAUGAUCUUUAAAAAUGUGGAUAUUUAAACCACGUAAACAUUUUAGAAUCUAUCCAUCUAUGUAAUGCUUCUGUAUGAAUCAGCUACAGAAUUUUGUAAACCACCUUAAAAAAAACUGUGAAAAACAAUGAGAAUUUCUGAGACUAACUAGGGUUCUGAAGUCACAUUAGACAGCAGCUGUAGUGCUAAAUAAUUAUCAUGAAGUGAGACAUCUGGUCUUUCACGGGCAAACACAAACAAAGCUAUACAUCCUCUGUUAGAAUGCAGCUUUACUUUUUACACGACACCUUCGCUAUUUUAAUCACAGUUAAAUCAAUUUCAGAUUAUGUUUUUUAUCUCACUUGGCAAAGUGGUUUGAAAUGUGACAAAGUUUAAUGAUUCCUAUUAGUAGUACAUCCAUUUUGUGACCAGAACAUUAUAUUCAAUCCACAGAGGGAUCAUUUCAAACAAUAUCACUAAGUUUUCGUACUUCGUAUCAUUUGUACAUGUGACUUACAGUGACUGUUUGAUUGAAAGUUCCAGAACAGGGAAAAUCAUUAGUUGAAAUCUAUUGCAAACCUCUAUUCUGAGGUAUAACUCACUAUUUUUGCACUUAAAGCAGGCAGCGAGUAUUCCAUGAAGGAAAUGAGGUGUCCACAAACUCAUUAGGUUCAGUUUCCUGAAAUUAUGCCACGUUUCUUUACAAAAAGAUCUGUAGAAUAGCUUUUCUUAUGACAGAAAAUUGUUGUUGGUUUCUGUUGCAAUCAGGUGGAAAUCAUAAGGAAAAUUAUUAAUGAUAGAUUAUCACUCCCUUUAAUACUCCCUUUUGAACUCCCCCUUGACUUCUUCAUGACUAAAUUACCAGCUGUAAACAGGCUGACACAGGAGUAGUGCUAACAUAUUUCAUGUAAGAAGAGCUUACAAAACUUUGGAUCAAACUGUUCUUUACGUAUGCUGCAGGAACACAGCUGCUUUUUGUAGGUCUGACCAAUUUGUCACAAAAUUUGUUCCAUGUGCUUUAAGCAUAUGCUGUCUCUACUGGGGAGUGAAGAGGGAAUUUUAAGACAGUAAACAUUUUCAAAAGAACUAUAUAGCAAGAAGAAGAGAUAGAUGGCUUUAACAAUGAAAACAUCCUUUUAUGUGAUAUUGGACUAGAUGAUCUUUUGAGAUGCUUUUUCAAUCCCUGAUGUUCUGUGAUUUCAUCUUAAUUAUCCAUGUAAGAAUUCAGAAUGAGAUUUGAAGCAUGCUAGUGAUGUUUUACUUACUGUCAUCAUGUCAUCGCAUUUCAUAUCUGGUUCAUCUUCAUCUUCACUUUUAUUGUAGAAUUUGCGGAAGAAGUUGAAUGCCACAACAGUGUAAAGAUACACUACUACAGCCAGGAGUCCUACAGUAAGCACCAGCUGUAUAGGGAGACAGGACAUGAACGUUUUUCUCUCUCAAUUUCCUGGAUGUUGCAGGAAACAAUGUUGAGUUGCAGCUGUCAGAUUGAUAACUGUGGAAGAGCUGACAGUCCUGCUGUUCUGCGGUGGAAAUGUUAACACAGUAUGACUUUGAACUCCAAAAUGAGCAAGUCAAAAAUAAGAAGAGGAACAAGGAACUAGGAAAGAUGGAUUGCCUUGGUGAGCUAGAAUAGUUUGUUUCAUUUGAUGUUCUUCAUAACCUCACAUAAAGAAAGCUUGCGGUUACACCCAAAAAUUCAAAUUAGAGACUGCUAGACGUAUUACUGCCUUUCUUCUCCCAGGCUAAUUCUUUGGCAUUACCCCCAAACAAAGGGUUUGAUUAGUGUAGACAAAAAAUUGGUUACCAUUUAAACAUAAAACCAAGGACUCUCAACUCUGAAUGGUUUAAAUGCUAUAGUAUUGCCUUAUUGCCUCGUAACACUCAAAUUACCUAUAGGUACCGAGGUGAGAACUAAGUACCCACACAGCUUCUUACUCACUGUGCCCCACUCCUAGUGGAACAGUAAGAGUGCAAGAAAACUUGUCUCCAGUCAAAAACAGUUUAAAGAGAAGAAAAACAAAGUGAUGUAAAGGCAGCCACUCCCCACUUUCCACAAGCAAAUCAAUGCUAAACAACAGCCACCUUGGAAAAGAAGUUCUUCUACCAAGCCCAGCUUUUCUUAUCGUGCAAAACAUUACAUGGUAUAAAACAGCUUCCUGGCCAGUUUGGGUUAGCUCUCCUGCCUUCCUCCCAGUGUCUGCUCACUCCCAGCAUAGUCACUGGGAGUCACAUGGAGUGGGUAACAAAGACAGAAUGUUCACAGAAUACAAGCGCUGCUCAGCAAUAACAAAAAGUUGGAUGCUACCAACAUUGUCUCAGACUCAAAUCCAAACACACACUGUGAUAUGUAAAAAGUUAAUUCUAUCCCUGCCAGACCUCGCAUGUGAGGAAAGCUUGGUGUCAUAGAAUGGUUUUGGUUGCAUCUACAUAUUAAUUUGAAAAGAAGUAGAUAAAAAACAGGUAUUUUAAUCUCAGCUCCAAAAAUCACUUUGGGACUACAUGCUUUACCAAAUGUAGAUUAGUAAUAAGAUUCAGAACUUGCCUUUAAGCAAUAGUAUCCAAUCACACAGACAAAGGAGAUGAUAGUAUGAAUAACUGCCAGUGCUCUGAGAGUGGGUGCCAUGUAACCUGUACUUUCUUCCAAAACAAAAAAUACCAUUCCUUCCUCCUCUUCCUCUUCUUCAAAAGAGUUCCAGAGAUUAGAGUCUUCUUCCACUUCAUCAAGUGGCUCUUCUGUCACCUAAGAGAAAUUUAAGCACAUUGAAUACACACAGUAAACUUAAAAGCUUUUCCUUUAUCAUACUGACAAAUCCCUAAGUUCUACCUAAUAACUGAUGUAUCUAAAGCCUGCCCUUGUGAAGCUAGUAGAUAAGACCAUUAGCUUUGAACAGUAACAUCAAUUCAUUUUCACAGCCGAAUUCUCUAUGUAAUCUCAUUUCACUGAAAAGAAAAUCUAGGAAAAGCAAGUACAGGUAUAUGACAAUUUGCAAUUAUCUGGCAAUAUCUGAUUCUAAAAUUAUGUACAAAGUAUUUCCUGGGGGAAAAAAAAUAACUGUAGUCAGUAGGACUUCUUAGAAAAUGGGAAAAUGUAAUAGCUGAUUAUAGUUAAGCCUCUCUGUAUCCUUAGAACAAAUGAGAUUUAAAAAAAGAA